CCAUAAAGCAAGCAAUAAGGCAACAGAGCACUGAAGCGCAGAGAGAGAGAGAGAGAGAGAAAAUAGCUUUGAUUUAAUCUUCUUUUAUUAAUUAAUAAAUAUGUGCUCGAAACUCUCACUUUCUCACUUGCCCAUUUGUCUCAUCUUCCACCUUUCUCUUGUUUCUAUCUGCUACUGGAUGGAUUCCCAAGUGUCCACUGACUUCAGCUGUAGCUGACUGCUGAUGUGGGUUCAUGCAAUUCUUCAGUGGGAAUUUUGGAUCUUUUGAAGGCUUAUUUGAUGUGGGUUCUUGUUAUUCUACAUUUGAUUUCAAGAAGACCCCAGAGGGAACUUUUCCCUUCUGCUGGAGAUUUGUAAAGAGAUCGAUCUGCUCAUCUUUUCUCAGAACUUAGGGGGCCUCCAAGUGAAGAGAAAAAAAAUCUCUCAUCUUUGCCUAGUAAAGCUAUUUGCUUUAUUAGAUAGAAGAAGGAUAAUUAGAAGAAGAAGAAGGUUGUCCUCUUGAACUCGGUUCUGGAUUGAAGCUAAAAAGUCCUACUGAAAUCAAGGUUGGUGUGUUGCCCAUUUCAGAAUUGUUGAACUCACCGAGGUCGGCUCUGAAUUUGAGACAGAAAAAGGUACUUCGAUUCUUUGCUUAUUUAGAGAGAUCAGUUCUCAUUGUUGAUCAUUGGUAAAUUUCAACUAAAGCUACCAUCUUCUCAAGGGAAAUGCUACUACAAGUAAAAGCAACUCUAGUGGCCUGUUAAAGAACGCAACUAGGUGUCCCAUUUUAUUUUUAGAAGAAAAAAAAUCUAACGCUUAUGAAGUUGGUUUCUAAUGGGUGUUCCAAGCUCCAAACCUUCAAGCAAUGAGGCCCUGGUUCUCUGCAGAGAACGCACCCGCUCCAUAAAACAAGCAAUUGAUUCAAGAUAUGCUCUCUCAGCUGCUCAUCUCUCUUAUUUACAGUCCCUCAAAAGUGUAGGCACCGCUUUAAGGAGAUUCUCAGAGGCUGAGAUUUCAAUAGACCCAUCAAUUUCAACCCUGGAGCCUGAUAGAACUCCAUCUAGAUCCUCUUAUGCUUCAUCUUCUCCUGUUCAAAUGAAAAGCCCAUUACCUCGGUUAUCCAAUGUGAGUUACAUGAAGGCAUCAAGUAAUGCUGCAGUGACAGUCGCCAUAAAUCCGGCGACAGCGGAUUUCGUCAGAGAGGAGGAAAUUGGUUCCUCCUGGGACUUCUUUGAUCCAAAUGGCGAGAAUUUUUCUGCGCAAAACUCUAGCAAUCAAGCAGAAUUAGUUCCUUUCCUGGAAAAGAGUUCGAACAAAUCUUAUAAAAGCGACAAAUCACUUGAGGAUUUUAUUAGAAUAGCGUCAGGCGAGUUGCAGCGGUCAAAUAUAUUGAAGGGUGAGGUGGAGAGUGAAGAGGUCUUUGCAGAGAGGGAGGAUGCAUCAGAAUUCAUCACUCAUAGGGCUAAAGACUUCUUGUCGAGUAUGAAGGAUAUUGAGCAUCGGUUCCUAAGAGCAGCAGAAUCCGGCAAUGAGGUAUCGAGAUUGCUGGAGACCAGCAAGAUAAGGCUCAGGGUUGAAACUGAGAUAACAGGUAAAUCACCUCCAUGGCAAUUUCUGUCAACCUUCCAUGAAGUUUGCUGCAAGGCUGAGACCGUCUUUAAGCAUGAACCUGGACAAAAUUUGGCAAAGGUAAUUACUUGGAACCGCUCAGUCUCAUCUAUGUCCUCAUCAUCCAAAACUCCUAUUGGAACAACAUCAAAAGACAUGGACAACGAGAGUGAUUGCAGUUUUUUUGAAGAAUUUUGCAUGAUUUCAGGAAGCCAUUCAUCGACAUUGGACAGGCUGUAUGCAUGGGAAAGAAAGCUUUACGAUGAAGUGAAGGCUACUGAGUCUUUAAGGAAGGCAUAUGAUCAGAAAUGUAACCAAUUAAGACACCAAUUUGCGAGAGGCUUGAAUCCUCAAGUGAUUGACAAAACUCGAGCUGUUGUAAAAGAUCUUCAUUCACAAAUAACUGUGGCCAUUCAAACAGUUGAUUCAAUAUCAAAAAAAAUUGAGAAGAUGAGGGAUGAAGAAUUACAACCUCAAUUAAUGGAGCUUCUUCAAGGGCUGAUCAGGAUGUGGAAAGCUAUGGUCGAAUGCCAUCACACACAAUUCAUCAUAAUCUCCUUAGCCUAUCAUGUUAUGAACUCAAAGUCAGAACCUCACAAUGAAACCCUCAAUCAAGCUUUCUCACACCUCCACAUCGAGAUUAAAUGUUUCGCCUCCAGUUUUAUGAACUUGGUCGAGGCCCAUAAGUCCUACGUCGAAGCACUCAACUCUUGGAUUCACAAGUGCAUCUCGCAGCCUCAAGAACAAUCCAAGGGCAGGAGAAAAGCAGCCUUUCGCUCUCGCCAGUCCCUUUCUCUUCCUCCUAUAUUCGUCCUCUGCCAACAUUGGUUGAAUGGAAUCAAGUCUCUUCCUUCUAAAGGGCUCCAUGAUUCAAUCAGAGAUACUGUAUCAAUCCUGUAUGACUUGGGUAAUGAACACAUAGAAGAAAAGAGGGAUAAAGAUGAAGAUAAUGAAGCAGAAAGAUUCUGUGAGAAAUGGAGCUUAGAUGGUCUGCAGACAGGUUUGAGAAGGGUUUUUGAUCAAUUGGUGAAGUUUUCGGAGGCAUCAGUUAAAGUUUUUGAGGAGGUGAAGCAGGCAAACGAGACGGCUUGCAUUGAGUACUGUGCUAAUGGAACCUCACAUCAAAUAUUGUAGUUAUGGAUAAGAAAGUUUAUGGUAUGAUGUACAUGUAUUGGUUUUAUGUAAGUUAUUGCAAUACUGGAUGUUUACGUAGAGAUAUAAAUGAAAAUAGAUAUAGUAGGUGAUCGGCAUAAAUAAUCGGAUCAGGAGUUGCCAGAUUGAACAGUUUAAGGAACAAGGCAGCCUGAAUUGGUAAAGCCUGUGAUAUGUUGUAACUACAUGCAUCAAGAUUGAGAUUCCCUAAAGUAAAUUGAAUGCUGCUGUGUAUAUAUUAAAAGAUUGUGACGUACUGUAAGUCUGUAAUAUGCUUCAUAGUUAAUUGAAUGCUACUCUGUAUAUAUUAAAAGAUUGUGACGUACUGUAAGUCUGUAAUCUGCUUCAUGCAAACUGAAUGCGACCUGUAUGUAAUUUUGACUGUCAUAGUGAUGGUU
Messenger RNA from Asparagus officinalis (garden asparagus), 3137 nucleotides. RefSeq lists its product as uncharacterized. The record is from RefSeq and is a predicted model, not a curated record. The transcript has 5 exons. The coding region runs from base 814 to 2721 and encodes 635 amino acids. NCBI's taxonomy places the organism in Eukaryota, Viridiplantae, Streptophyta, Magnoliopsida, Asparagales, Asparagaceae.